UGCCCUCUAGUGAAAACAGAAUUACAGAAGCAGCCAAAUCUUUUAGAUGAGGAAAACACCUUGUUUUGAACGCCUUUUAAGAACAAACCAACCAUAAUCAUGCAACUCUCGUUUUGCCACCACUUGUAGACUAUUUUCUUCCUUUUAUUCCAUGCUUUUAUUAAACAUUGUCAUGCAGCCAAACUGAAAAAAAAAUGUCAUCUUCUUCUUCUUCUACUUCUACUUCUUCCCCACAUGAAGUCAUUCUCACAAGCUCUCCUGAUGGCCCCAUCAUUGCCUACGAAGCUUCCUCUGGCACGGCUGUAACCCGCUUUUCUGCCAGCCGAUCGCCUCGGCGAGGCCUCACCCUCGUCGGGAAGACUUCCAUUGCAGCAUCCCACAUCUCUCCUAUCACUGCUUCUGGCUCAAUUCAUCUCUAUAACUGGUGGUCUUCUACAGCUUUUCAUAAGCUCCCUGUCCCUGAACUUGUGGCCCCUCUUACUGCUACUCCGGAUGGUUCUUAUCUCUUUGCUGGUGGCCUUUCAGGCAGCGUGUAUACACUCUCAGUCGCUUCAGGGGAUAUCCUCAACUCACUUCCUGCUCAUGAUAGGCCAGUUUCUUGUCUUACUAUCAGUGAAGAUGGCUCACUUCUCAUCUCAGGAAGUGAUGAUGGCACCAUUGUUCUCACACCAAUCUUCCAACUUCUGGGGUCAGCAAAAGAAGUUACAAACCACUCAACACACCACAAGUUUUCAGCUCAUUCCGAUUCAGUCACUGCCAUUCUUUCCGGUACUAGAUUAUGCAACUCCCAGAUCAUUUCAUGCUCAAUGGAUUCAACCUGUAAAUUUUGGAGCCUCAUCCGAGGAACCCAUCUCAGGACCGUGGUUUUCCCUUGCUCCAUUCUGGGAAUCACUGUAAACCCAUCGGAAUCAGAAUUUUACGCCGCGGGCUCAGAUGGGUCAAUCUACAAAGGCUCAAUCAGAAUGGGGAAGAGAAAAUCUCCCAGGAAUGGAACAGAGGACGAGCUGGUGAAAUGGGCUCAGAAUCAUCAUAACGGAGCAAUCGUAUCUUUGGCAAUGGUGAACAAUGGAAGGAAUCUGGUUUCGGCUUCUGAAGAUGGGAACGUUUGGGUCUGGGAAUCUGAAAAUGGGCAAGUGGUUUUGGGUCUUGGGAAUGAGAUGAGAGUGGGCAUAAGUGAUUUAGUGGUGGCUUCGGGAAUGAGAAGCGGGAAAGAGAUUGGAAUGGGAGUUGGGUAUGAGUAUGUGUUGUUUGGGAGUGAAGGGGUUGGUUGUUUAAAUGUGAAGGAAACGAUGGAAAUGGAAGAUACAUUGGCGGUGGCAGAGAAGGAUCGGAGCAGAGCAAUUGAAAUGCUAGAGUCCGCCAUUGCUAUGUAUGAGAGGCUUUUGGAGCUUAUUCUUAAAGAAGCCAAAAGAGCUUCUAAUACUGGAAGUUGCACUAAAGAAGUAGCCAAAGAAGAAAGAGAAUAGCCAUACAUAACAACAUCUUGCAAAAAUUAAAAUGUUAGCCAUAUUUGUUGAAAAAUAUCAUUUUAUGUGACUCACAAUAGUAUGUCAUUAAAGAAUGUCUCUACUCUACACAUAUAUAUGAAUUUUUUUUAUGAAUUGAAUGAGGAAAGUCCAUGCAUUUUCCUCCGUUGUUUAGUCUUUAUACCCCUCUUCAAGCCAUCUUUCGGGUUCACUUCUUGCUAAAAAAAUCUACAAGUAGGCCAUGCAUAAUCUUUAACAGGCUCUUUUGGGUCUGAUUGUGCAUCAUAUCAGAAGAAACAUAACCUUUCUUUAAAAAAGAAAACGCGAGAAAAUAAUAAUAAUAAUAAUAAUAACAAUAACGUACACUACUUAUAUAAUUUCUUUCAUUAAGAAAAUAUAGUGGAAAAGACCCAAAAAGAAAUUAAAACAAAGAAAUUUACUCAUUUGGUACCUUAUGUUUUUGCAAAGUAUCAUUUUGGUACUCUCUGUUUUCAAUAAUGCUCAUAUGGUACCAUGUAUUUUAAAAUUAUACAUAUUUGAUACUCUAAA
This is a messenger RNA of Humulus lupulus (European hop), 2015 nucleotides long. RefSeq names its product protein ROOT INITIATION DEFECTIVE 3-like. The transcript is spliced from 2 exons. Lineage: Eukaryota; Viridiplantae; Streptophyta; Magnoliopsida; Rosales; Cannabaceae. Gene Ontology annotation, molecular function: protein binding. Gene Ontology annotation, biological process: rRNA processing; DNA-templated DNA replication. The coding region runs from base 195 to 1466 and encodes 423 amino acids. Gene Ontology annotation, cellular component: nuclear pre-replicative complex. The record is from RefSeq and is a predicted model, not a curated record.